This is a messenger RNA of Encephalitozoon hellem ATCC 50504, 960 nucleotides long. RefSeq lists its product as uncharacterized. The record is from RefSeq and is a predicted model, not a curated record. NCBI's taxonomy places the organism in Eukaryota, Fungi, Microsporidia, Unikaryonidae. Gene Ontology annotation, molecular function: protein binding. The coding region runs from base 1 to 960 and encodes 319 amino acids. The transcript has a single exon.
AUGUCACAAGAAACUCGGGAGGUCUCUAAUUUAGUUAAUGGUAUUCAGAAAACAUGCGACUUUGGAGUAACUUCGCAGCACUGGCAGCUCAAGGACAUGAUCAAGGUCAAGGGCGAAUCCCUGGUUUUCCCUAGGGCAUGCAAUGUAGUUUCCUACAAUCCUCGUGAAAACAAGAUCAGGACCAUAUACGAGGGCGUGGACUUCUUUCCCACAUCCAUAUGCUUGAAGGACGACUUUCUAGCAGUGGGCGGCUCCAGAGGCCAUCUUAAGAUCAAGAACCUUGUUACCAAUGAGGUUCUUUCUCAAGUUGUUAGCUCGUCGAUUAACAAUAAUAUAUGCAUAAACAACAACAGAAUCUUCAUAUGCAACAAUGACAGAACUCUAAAGAUAUUUACAAUGGAGCUUCAGAGUAGCGGGUGCAUAAAUCACAUAGCACAGGUCAAUAGCUGUGGGAUUAGCCCAGACAACAAGUUCCUGGUUGUUGUGGGAGACUCCAACGAUGUGUUUCUUUACUCCAUUGACAACGACAACUAUAAACUUGUCAAAAAAUUAAAAAGUACAGAGGAUGGAGGAUUUAGUGUAUCGUGGAACAGCAUGUCUUCUGCGUUUGCCGUUGGAACGCAGGAUGGGUAUGUAUGCAUAUGGGACAUAAGAAGCGAUAACAUCCUUCAUAGAUUUGAAAGCAAGCAGAAGGACAGCCACCGAGGAGCUGUCCGGAACGUGAAGUUUUCCUUGAAGAACUCCCUAGAUCUGUUGUUUUUUACGGAGCAUUUCUCGUUUCUGACUGUCUGUGAUAUGAGAGACUUCAGAAGAUGCCAAAGAAUUAAGGUGUUUCCAGAUAAGCAGAUAACUGGUGCUGUCUUUUCUGAGAUGAACGACAAGAUAUUUGUUAGCACUGAGGACCAAAUAGUCGAUAUGAAUAUUAACUCGAAGUCAAGACGUAUGUUUGCAGGGCUAUGA